Messenger RNA from Sphaerodactylus townsendi, 15129 nucleotides. RefSeq names its product CUB and Sushi multiple domains 1 (gene CSMD1). The record is from RefSeq and is a predicted model, not a curated record. The coding region runs from base 10 to 10695 and encodes 3561 amino acids. The transcript has 70 exons. Lineage: Eukaryota; Metazoa; Chordata; Lepidosauria; Squamata; Sphaerodactylidae.
GCUGCGGACAUGACUGCGCGGAGGCAAGUCGAGGCGCUGCUGGUGCUGCUGGUGCUCGGCGCGGGGCUCCUCACUGCGGCUCAGGGUCAGAACUGUGGAGGUUUAGUACAGGGUCCAAACGGUACAAUAGAAAGUCCUGGAUUUCCUCAUGGCUAUCCAAAUUAUGCCAAUUGCACAUGGAUCAUUAUCACAGGAGAGCGUAACAGGAUACAAUUGUCUUUUCACACUUUUGCCCUUGAAGAAGAUUUUGAUAUUUUGUCAGUUUAUGAUGGACAGCCACAGCAAGGAAACCUGAAAGUGAGGCUUUCUGGAUUUCAACUGCCAUCGCCUAUAGUGAGCAGUGGUUCUAUUCUAACACUCAGCUUCACUACUGACUUUGCUGUAAGUGCCCAAGGAUUCAAGGCUAUAUACGAAGUUCUGCCCAGCCAUACAUGUGGCAACCCUGGGGAAAUUCCUAAAGGUAUUCUUGAUGGCACAAGAUUCAAUAUUGGAGACAAAAUUCGAUACAGUUGUAUCUCAGGCUAUAUCUUGGAAGGUCAUGCUAUGCUGACAUGUAUUAUGAGUCCUGGAAAUGGAGCAUCAUGGGAUUUUCCAGUUCCAUUUUGUAGAGCGGAAGGUGCUUGUGGGGGAACCCUCCGAGGGACAAGUGGAAUUAUUUCAAGUCCUCACUUUCCAUCAGAGUAUGACAACAACGCUGAUUGCACGUGGACCAUUCUAGCUGAGCCCGGAGAUACCAUUGCUCUGGUCUUUACGGAUUUUCAACUAGAAGAAGGCUAUGAUUUCUUAGAGAUCAGUGGAACUGAAGCACCAUCUAUCUGGUUGACUGGCAUGAAUCUUCCUUCUCCUGUUAUCAGCAGCAAAAACUGGUUACGGCUCCAUUUCACAUCUGACAGUAAUCACAGACGGAAAGGAUUUAAUGCCCAAUUCCAAGUAAAAAAAGCAAUUGAGCUGAAAUCAAGAGGAGUGAAGAUGCUACCUAACAAAGACAGCAACCACAAGAAUUCCGUCCUGAGUCAAGGUGGGGAUGCAGUUGCAUCUGACACAUGCCCUGAUCCAGGUGUUCCUGAAAAUGGAAAAAGGACAGGUUUGGAUUUUAGGGUUGGUGCUAGUGUACAGUUUAGUUGUGAUGACAAUUAUGUGCUACAGGGUACAAAAAGCAUCACUUGUCAAAAGGUGACUGAUACUUUGGCUGCCUGGAGUGACCACAGGCCAAUUUGUCGUGCUAGAACAUGUGGUUCCAACCUACGUGGACCAAGUGGAAUUAUUACGUCUCCUAAUUACCCUGUUCAGUAUGAAGACAAUGCACAUUGUGUAUGGGUUAUCACGACACUAGAUCCAGAAAAGGUCAUAAAGCUUGCCUUUGAAGAAUUUGAGCUGGAAAGAGGGUAUGACACACUUACUAUAGGAGAUGCAGGGAAAGUAGGAGAUACCAGAACAGUGCUGUAUGUGCUGACUGGCUCUAGUGUUCCUGACCUUAUUGUGAGCAUGAGCAACCAGAUGUGGCUCCAUUUGCAGUCUGAUGACAGCAUUGGCUCCCCGGGAUUCAAAGCCAUUUAUCAAGAAAUAGAAAAAGGUGGCUGUGGUGAUCCUGGAAUUCCAUCCUAUGGGAAGCGUACUGGCAGUAGUUUUCUGCACGGAGAUACACUUACUUUUGAAUGUCAAGCAGCAUUUGAACUUGUGGGAGAAAGAAUGAUCACAUGCCAACAGAAUAACCAGUGGUCUGGCAAUAAACCCAGCUGUGUUUUCUCAUGUUUCUUCAACUUCACAACACCGUCAGGAAUUAUUCUUUCACCAAACUAUCCCGAUGAGUAUGGAAACAACAUGAAUUGUAUAUGGCUAAUUAUUUCAGAACCUGGAAGCAGAAUACAUCUUAUUUUUAAUGACUUUGAUGUGGAACCUCAGUUUGAUUACCUGACAGUGAAGGAUGAUGGUAUUUCUGAUUUGCCAGCUCUUGGCACUUUUUCCGGCAAUGAUGUGCCUUCUCAAAUAGCUAGCAAUGGGCACAUAGUACGACUUGAAUUUCAAUCAGACCACUCCACUACCGGAAGAGGUUUUAAUAUAACUUAUACGACAUUUGGUCAAAAUGAAUGUCAUGAUCCAGGAAUCCCUAUCAACGGAAGGCGCUUUGGAGACCGAUUCCUUCUAGGAAGCUCUGUUUCUUUUCACUGUGAUGAUGGCUUUGUGAAAACCCAAGGCUCAGAGACCAUAACUUGUACUAUGCAUGAUGGCAAUGUUGUAUGGAGUUCCACUGUUCCACGUUGUGAAGCACCAUGUGGUGGCCAUCUUUCAGCAUCAAGUGGAGUUAUCUUUCCUCCAGGAUGGCCAGGAUACUAUAAGGAUUCAUUAAAUUGUGAAUGGGUAAUUGAAGCAAGGCAAGGACACUCUAUUAAGAUCACCUUUGAUAAAUUUCAAACCGAAGUAAAUUAUGAUACAUUGGAAGUCAGAGAUGGUCCAGCUAGUUCAUCUCCAUUAAUAGGGGAAUACCAUGGUACUCAAGCACCCCAAUUUCUUAUCAGUACUGGCAAUUAUAUGUACCUGUUGUUUACCACUGAUAAUAGUCGUUCCAGUGUUGGCUUCUUAAUUCACUAUGAGAGUGUUACACUAGAAUCAGAUUCCUGCCUUGACCCAGGAAUUCCAGUGAAUGGGCAUCGCCAUGGAAAUAAUUUCAGUAUUAGAUCUACAGUAACAUUUAGUUGUGAUCCAGGUUAUACCCUCAGUGAUGAUGAACCUCUUGUGUGUGAAAGAAACCACCAGUGGAACCAUGCUCUACCUAGCUGUGAUGCUCUAUGUGGUGGAUAUAUUCAUGCAAGAAGCGGAACUGUGUUAUCUCCCGGGUUCCCUGAUUUUUACCCAAAUUCUUUAAACUGCACAUGGACAAUUGAAGUUUCUCAUGGCAAAGGUGUACAGCUGAUCUUCCAUACCUUUCACCUAGAAAGUUCUCAUGAUUAUUUGCUCAUCACGGAAGACGGAAGCUUCACAGAACCUGUUGCCAGAUUAACUGGAUCAGUCUUGCCUCCUACCAUUAAGGCUGGCCUCUUUGGAAACUUCACUGCCCAACUUCGGUUCAUUUCUGAUUUUUCAAUUUCUUAUGAAGGCUUCAAUAUAACAUUUUCAGAAUAUGACCUGGAACCCUGUGAUGACCCUGGUGUUCCUGCCUUCAGUCGAAGAAUAGGAUUUCAUUUUGGUGUUGGAGAUUCCUUAACAUUCUCUUGCUUCCCCGGAUAUCGUUUGGAAGGUGCAAGCAAACUGACGUGCCUAGGUGGUGGUCGCCGUGUAUGGAGUGCACCUCUGCCAAGGUGUGUGGCUGAAUGUGGAGCAAGUGUUUCUGGAAACGAAGGAACAUUGCUUUCACCAAAUUUCCCUUCUAAUUAUGACAACAACCAUGAAUGCAUCUAUAAAAUUGAAACUGAGCCUGGGAAAGGUAUUCAUCUGAGAGCCAGAACUUUUCAGCUGCAUGAAGGGGACACUGCAAAGGUAUAUGAUGGAAAAGACAGCUCAUCACGUCUCCUAGGGACUUUUACAAAAAGUGAAUUGAUGGGGAUUGUUCUCAAUAGCACAUCUAACCACUUAUGGAUAGAAUUUAAUACCAAUGGAUCAGAUACAGAUCAAGGAUUUCAGCUUACAUAUACGAGCUUUGAUUUAGUGAAAUGUGAAGAUCCUGGUAUACCAAAUUAUGGCUACAAGAUCCGUGAUGAAGGGCAUUACACAGACACUGUAAUUUUGUAUAGCUGCAAUCCAGGCUAUACAAUGCAUGGAAGCAAUAUUAUUACCUGCCUAAGUGGAGAUCGAAGAGUGUGGGACAAAUCUUUACCUACCUGUAUAGCUGAGUGUGGUGGACAAAUUCAUGCUGCAACUUCAGGACGCAUAUUGUCUCCAGGUUAUCCCGCUCCAUAUGACAAUAAUCUUCAUUGUACUUGGAUUAUAGAAGCGGACCCAGGGAGAACAAUUAGCCUGCAUUUUAUUGUUUUUGACACUGAGGUGGCUCAUGACAUCCUAAAGGUGUGGGAUGGCCCUGUUGAAAGCAGUAUUCUACUGAAAGAGUGGAGUGGGUCUGCUCUUCCUGAGGAUAUAUACAGCACUUUCAACUCGCUGACUUUACAGUUUGACAGUGACUUCUUCAUCAGCAAAUCUGGUUUCUCUAUCCAGUUCUCAACGUCAGUUGCAUCAACUUGUAAUGAUCCUGGAACCCCACGGAAUGGAAGCAGAUAUGGAGACAGCCGAGAGCCUGGGGAUACAAUCACAUUCCAGUGUGACCCAGGGUACCAGCUCCAAGGGCAGGAGAAAAUUACUUGCGUACAACUGAAUAAUCGAUUCUUUUGGCAGCCUGAUGCUCCUACAUGUAUAGCUGCAUGUGGUGGAAACCUCACAGGCCCAGCAGGUGUUAUUUUAUCACCAAACUACCCACAGGCGUAUCCUCCAGGGAAAGAAUGUGACUGGAGAAUAAAAGUAAACCCUGAUUUUGUCAUUGCGUUGAUAUUCAAAAGCUUCAACAUGGAACCCAGCUAUGAUUUUUUACAUAUUUAUGAAGGAGAAGAUUCCAACAGCCCUCUAAUUGGCAGUUUUCAAGGCACCCAGGCUCCAGAAAGAAUAGAGAGCAGUGGUGAUAGCCUGUUUCUAGCAUUCCGUAGCGAUGCUUCUGUCGGCAUGUCAGGAUUUGCCAUUGAAUAUAAAGAAAAACCACGAGAAGCUUGUUUUGACCCAGGUAAUAUAAUGAAUGGAACUAGAUUUGGAUCAGAUUUUAAACUUGGAUCAGGUAUUACUUACCAGUGUGAUUCUGGCUACAAGAUUAUUGAUCCUUCCACUAUCACCUGUGUGAUUGGUGUUGAUGGGAAACCUGCAUGGAACAGAGUUUUACCAUCUUGUAAUGCUCCCUGUGGAGGCCAGUAUACUGGGUCAGAUGGAGUGGUUUUAUCACCAAAUUACCCUCACAAUUACACUGCCGGGCAGACUUGUCAUUAUUCAAUUACUGUGCCAACAGAAUUUGUUGUUUUUGGACAGUUUGCCUAUUUCCAGACAGCAUUAAAUGACGUGGUAGAAUUAUUUGAUGGAGAACAUCCCCAGGCCAGGCUUCUGAGUUCACUUUCUGGAUCUCACUCAGGUGAGACCUUGCCUUUAGCCACGUCAAAUCAGAUUCUAUUGCGGUUCAGCACCAAAAGUGGAGCAUCUGCCAGAGGCUUUCAUUUUGUCUAUCAAGCUGUGCCACGCACAAGUGAUACACAGUGCAGCUCUGUCCCAGAGCCCAGAUAUGGAAGGAGGAUUGGCUCUGAAUUCUCAGCAGGUUCUGUAGUCCGCUUUGAAUGUAGUCCCGGCUAUCUUCUGCAAGGCUCCAAAGCUAUCCGCUGCCAGUCAGUGCCCAAUGCUUUAGCCCAGUGGAAUGACACUGUGCCAAGCUGUGUGGUGCCGUGCAGUCGAAAUUUCACGGAACGGAGGGGGACUAUAUUGUCUCCAGGCUACCCAGAACCGUAUGGUAACAGCUUGAAUUGUGUGUGGAAAAUCACAGUGUCUGAGGGAUCAGGUAUUCAGAUCCAGGUAAUAAGCUUUGGCACUGAACAUAACUGGGACUCUCUUGAAAUUUAUGAUGGCGGUGACAUGACAGCACCAAGGCUUGGGAGCUUUUCAGGUACCACAGUGCCAGCAUUAUUGAACAGUACCUCCAAUCAACUUUAUCUGCACUUUCAUUCUGAUAUAAGUGUGGCAGCUGCUGGUUUUCACCUGGAAUACAAAACUGUAGGUCUUGCUGCCUGCCCAGAACCAGUAAUUCCUAGUAAUGGAUUCAAAGUGGGUGAUAGAUAUAUGGUGAAUGAUGUUUUAUCGUUUCAGUGUGAGCCAGGAUACACAUUACAGGGACGUUCUCAUAUUUCUUGCAUGCCUGGAACUGUUCGCCGUUGGAACUAUCCAUCCCCUCUGUGUGUUGCUAAAUGUGGUGGGACUCUGACAAAUAUAGCUGGAGUAAUCCUGAGCCCAGGUUUCCCAGGAAACUAUCCCAGUAACCUUGGUUGCACAUGGAAGAUACUAUUGCCCGUUGGAUAUGGUGCACACAUACAAUUUUUGAACUUCUCCACUGAAGCAAACCAUGACUUCCUUGAAAUUCAAAAUGGGCCUCAUCACACAAGUUCUAUGAUUGGCCAGUUUAGUGGAACAGACCUCCCACCAUCUUUAUUAAGUACAACUCAUGAAACACUCAUUCACUUUUAUAGUGAUCACUCAGAAAAUAGGCAAGGAUUUAAACUUUCAUAUCAAGGUUAUGAGUUGCAAAAUUGCCCAGAUCCUCCUCCUUUUUUUAAUGGAUAUAUAAUCAACUCAGACUACAGUGUAGGACAGUCCAUCUCUUUUUACUGCUAUCCUGGAUAUGUUCUGAUUGGUCACCCUGUUCUCACUUGCCAGCAUGGGAUCAAAAGGAACUGGAAUUAUCCUUUUCCAAAGUGUGAAGCUCCUUGUGGCUAUAAUGUCACGUCUCAGAAUGGUACUGUGUAUUCCCCAGGAUUUCCAGAUGAAUAUCCAAAUUCAAAAGAUUGUACAUGGCUUAUUACUGUUCCACAGGGCCACGGGAUUUAUAUCAAUUUCACCUUGCUCCAAACAGAGCUAGUGAAUGACUACAUUGCAGUUUGGGAUGGCCCCGACCAAAAUUCACCUCAGCUGGGAGUGUUCAGUGGGAAUACAGCUCUUGAGACAGCUUAUAGCUCUAGCAGUCAAGCUCUCCUCAAGUUUCAUAGUGACUUCUCCACUGGAGGAUUCUUCGUUCUCAAUUUUCAUGCAUAUCAGCUUAAGAAGUGCCAGCCUCCACCAGCAGUUCCACAGGCUGAUCUGCUUACGGAAGAUGAUGAUUUUGAAAUAGGGGAUUUUGCCAAGUAUAAAUGCCAUCCUGGCUACACCUUGGUUGGAAAUGACAUGAUGUUCUGUAAGUUAAAAGCACAACUCCAGUUUGAGGGUUCCCCUCCAUUUUGUGAAGCACAAUGCCCAGCAAAUGAAGUCCGUAUGGAUUCAUCUGGAGUAAUUCUUAGUCCAGGUUACCCAGGCAACUAUCCUAAUUCACAAACUUGUUCCUGGACUCUUAAAGUUGAACCAGGUUACAACAUCUCUGUCUUUGUAGAAACGUUUCAAAGUGAAAAACAGUUUGAUGAGCUGGAAAUAUUUGAUGGUUCUUCUGGUCAAAGUCCUUUACUGGUUGCUCUGAGUGGAAAUCAUACUGGGCAACGUAACUACACAAGUAAAACCAAUCAGUUGUAUUUGCGCUGGUCAACUGACCAUGCAACUAGUAAGAAAGGAUUCAAAAUACGUUACUCAGCUGCUUAUUGUACUUUAAACCAUGUUGUGAAGAAUGGUGGAAUUGUAAAUAAAACAAGGGGCACAGUUGGGAGCACUGUUUGUUAUUACUGCAAGCCUGGAUACAGAAUGAUUGGCCGUAGCAAUGCAACGUGCAGGCAUCUCCCAAAUGGCAUGUAUCAGUGGGAUUUCCCUGCCCCUCUCUGCCAAGCUGUAUCCUGUGGUAUUCCAGAAUCUCCCGGAAAUGGUUCGGUCUGGGGUAAUGAGUUUAUUUUGGGCAGCAGAGUGAUAUAUGAAUGUAACGAGGGCUUCAAGCUAGAAUCAAGUCAACAAGCAACAGCAGUAUGUCAAGAAGAUGGAUUGUGGAGCAAUAAAGGAAGGCCACCUGUCUGUAAACCUGUGGCUUGCCCCAGCAUUGAAACUCUGCUCUCAGAACAUGUCAUCUGGAGACUGAUUUCUGGGUCGGUGAAUGAGUUUGGAGUACAAGUCAUGCUGAGUUGCAGCCCUGGCUAUUAUUUAGAGGGUCAGAGACUCAUACUGUGCAAAGCUAAUGGAACAUGGAGUGGUGCUGAUGAGAGACCAACCUGUAAGGUGAUCUCCUGUGGAAGUCUCCCAACACCACCAAACGGCAAUAAGAUCGGUACCCUGAUUGUGUAUGGAGCCACAGCAAUCUUUACCUGUAACUCUGGAUACACACUAGUUGGUUCUCAUGUGAGAGAAUGCUUAGCAAAUGGACUCUGGAGUGGCACUGAAACACAGUGUCUAGCUGGACAUUGCGGUUCCCCAGAUCCAAUAGUGAAUGGCCACAUUAGUGGAGAUGGUUUCAGUUACCGUGACACUGUGGUGUACCAGUGUAAUCCUGGCUUUCGACUUGUUGGCACAUCCGUUCGAAUAUGCCUGCAAGAUCACAAGUGGUCUGGGCAAACACCAGUUUGUGUCCCAAUCACAUGUGGCCAUCCUGGAAAUCCUGUUAAUGGAGUCACAAAUGGCAGUGAGUUCAAUCUGAAUGAUGUUGUCAACUUUACCUGCAGUACUGGAUAUUUACUUCAGGGGGCUUCCCGAGCACAGUGUCGCAGCAAUGGACAGUGGAGUAGCUCUUUACCUAUUUGCCGAGUUGUGAACUGCACGGAUCCAGGUUUUAUAGAAAAUGCUGUUCGUCACGGGCAACAGAAUUUCCCUGAAUCUUUCAAGUAUGGAAUCAGUGUGGUGUACCACUGCAAGAAAGGAUUUUAUCUUCUAGGAUCUUCUUCACUGACCUGCAAGGCAACUGGGUUAUGGGAUAGAUCGCUACCCAAAUGUUUGCCAAUAUCUUGUGGACACCCUGGAGUUCCAGUGAAUGCAGUUCUGUCAGGAGACAAAUUUACACACGGGUCUACUGUUCACUACUCUUGCACAGGAAGUCGAACUCUCAUAGGAAACUCAAGUAGAACAUGCCAAGAAGACAGCCGCUGGAGUGGAACUCUGCCUCACUGCUUGGGAAACAGCCCAGGAUUUUGUGAUGAUCCUGGAGUACCAUCUCAUGGGAGUAGGCUUGGAGAUGAGUUCAAGAUAAAAAGUCUACUGCGUUUUUCCUGUGAAAUGGGUUAUCAGCUCAGAGGUUCCCCAGAAAGAGCAUGUCUUCUUAAUGGGUCAUGGUCUGGUUUGCAGCCAGUGUGUGAAGCUGUGUCUUGUGGAAAUCCUGGGACGCCAGCCAAUGGCAAGAUAAUAUACAGUGAUGGAAUUUCAUUCACAAGCUCCGUCAUAUAUGCCUGUUGGGAAGGUUACAAAACGUCAGGGCUCACUACUCGGCACUGCACGGCCAAUGGCACAUGGACUGGCUCUACUCCAGAUUGCACAGUGAUCAGUUGCGGGGAUCCUGGUGAACUAGCAAAUAGUAUUCAGUUUGGGAAUGAUUUCACAUUUAACAAGACGGUAACCUAUCAAUGCAAUCCAGGAUAUUUAAUGGAACCUGUUGGUGCAUCUACGAUACGCUGUACGAAAGAUGGCACAUGGAACCAGAGUAAACCCAUUUGCAAAGCCAUCACAUGUGUCCCACCUCCCCCGGUGCAAUAUGGAAAGGUGGAAGGGUCAGAUUUCCAUUGGGGUUCUAGUGUAAGUUACAGCUGUGCUGAUGGGUAUCAGCUUUCCAAUUCUGCUAUUCUUUCUUGCGAAGGACAAGGAAUAUGGAGAGGAGAUGUUCCACAGUGCCUGCCUGUCUUUUGUGGAGAGCCUGGUAUUCCAGCUGAGGGACGGCUUAAUGGUAGAAGUUUUACCUACAGAUCUGAAAUAACCUUUCAGUGCAGACCACCUUUUAUACUGAUCGGUUCAUCAAAAAGAAUCUGCCAAGCAGAUGGUGCCUGGAGUGGAAUUCAGCCAACAUGCAUUGAUCCUUCUCAUAACAGUUGCCUCGAUCCUGGAACACCACAUUUUGGAAUACAGAAUAGUUCUAGAGGCUAUGAGGUUGGGAGCAGAGUCUUUUUCAGAUGUAGGAAGGGAUAUCAUGUCCAGGGCUCUACUACACGCAGUUGUCUUGCAAAUUUAACUUGGAGUGGCGUACAGCCUGAAUGCAUCCCUCACGCUUGCAGACAGCCAGAGACACCACCAAAUGUGGACGUGAAGGCAAUAGAUCUUCCUACCUUAGGCUACACUUUGGUAUAUACCUGUCAGCCAGGAUUUUUUCUUGCUGGUGGAUCAGAACAUCGGACAUGUAAGCCAGAUAUGAAAUGGACAGGAAAGUCACCUGUUUGUAAAAGUAAAGGAAUGAGAGAAGUUAAUGAAACAAUAACUAAAACUCCAGUUCCUUCAGAUGUAUUUUUUAUAAAUUCAUUGUGGAAGGGCUUUUACGAGCACCUAGGAAAGAGGCAGCCUGCAACUCUAACUGUUGACUGGUUCAAUGCUACAAGCAGUAAGGUGAAUGCCACAUUUCUUGAAGUAUCCAGCACACAGCUUAAGCUAUCAGGUGUGUACAAGAAAGAAGAAGCUCAUUUACUUUUGAAAGUCUAUCAAAUUAAAAAUCCUAGAGAGGGCUUUGUAAGCAAGCUGGAAAAUGACAACUGGGCAUUAAAUGGCUAUGUUUCAUCGGGGCUUGAAAGAGGUGUGUUCACAUAUCAAGGUGACAUCCACGGAAAUGGCUUUGGAAAAUUUAUGCUUCAAAGACAAAGUCCUUUGAGCGUAGACACAGAUCAUCCCAAUCAUUACUAUGGCACAAACAGCAGUUCUGUUGCAGCUGCCAUCUUGGUACCCUUCUUUGCUCUAAUAUUAUCAGGGUUCGCAUUUUACCUCUACAAACAUAGAACAAGACCAAAAGUACAGUACAAUGGAUAUGCUGGACAUGAAAACAGCAAUGGACAGGCAUCAUUUGAAAAUCCUAUGUAUGAUACAAACUUAAAACCCACAGAGGCAAAAGCUGUGAGGUUUGACACGACUCUGAACACAGUUUGUACAGUGGUAUAGCCUUCAGUGCCCAAUUUGACUGAUUCAUAGCCAUACCUCUGAUGGACAAGCAGUAAUUCCUUUGGUGCCAUAUACCAGUUUCUCUUCUACUCUUGGUUCUGCUGCUGUAAUCUCUACAUUUCCAAUCAACAUAGAUGCAGCAAGGCUCUCUGGUAAAAAAUGUCAGUCUUCUGGGGAAUCAAGACCAAGAUAAUUUUUUCAUCUCAAAGGUGGAUUUGAAAUACCUGGCUGCGUUUGCUCCAAAUCAAGGCACACUUCGAAGGAAGACUGUCAAGUCAUACUCAUCUAUCAUAUUUAAAUGCCUCAGACUUUCACAUUUGUAUGUGGCUGGAUGCCUUUCAAUGCAGUCUUCUGGGCACUUAGAUCACUCCUUUGGGUACUGUGACAAACAAUAGCACCAUAAAUUAUUCCCAGGAAUAAGAACAUUGGGAAGGAGAUUUAAACAAAACAAAUCAACCAACAACCACACAAGCUUUCUUGAAUGAGAAGACUACCUUCCCUGGGGGCUGCACACAUCUACAGAAUGCUUGACCAUUGAAAUCUUCUUAACAUUUAGAACAAAUCUACAAUAUAUCUCAGAAGUUCAUGCAUUAAGGCAGUCUGCAAACUUCCCAGUCAGCUGUUGUAUUGCAAAAUAUUAAUGCACAAUUUUUUGCACUAGUGUGGUAUGAAUGACUGCGUACGAUACUGGUUUUUAAAAAAUCAAAUAUACAGGGUUUAUAUACACACUAUUCAUUGUAUAUAGGCAUCUGUUUCUUUUUCUUUCUUUCUUUUUUUGUCAAGCAAAGCAUUCCAUGAUCCUUGUGCGUCUAUUACCUUGUGCGUCUGUUAAAGAACGGUUCCUGUCUUUUAGUCCCGGUUGGAUAACUUGGUCACAAAGAGACUAUUUUUUCAGUUUAUUUUUCUCUGUAGUCUACAGUUCAAACCAGCCAGAGGGGGUGAGGGGGGGGGCACAUGUUUACAAAUCUUCAUUCCCACCCAGUAAUUUUUUAGAUUUACUUUGAUGUCACUCGUUAAUGCUGACAUAUUCUAUAACAGCAGGGGGGUCAAGCUGCUGCUGCUGCUUGCCAUGUACAAAAUGUGAAUAGUAAUUUAUUUUAGAUAGCUCAUAAAGCAUGUGGGCCUCUGCCUACAAUACAGUCUUCCCUUUAGCAUUUCUUUUUACACUUCUCCCACUGCUUUCUGACGUGGCAUUGGAUUUUUUUUUCCAUUUUCCAUUUAUCUUAAGUAUUCAGCCCCAUCAGACACUACAGCAUUUACAUGUCUCCACGGCACGCGCGGUUGUGUGUGGAUGUGAGCGUGGAUGUCUUUUUCCACUAUAUUUUUAACUGAUACUGCUUAAUGCUUUUGUAAUCACACAGCUUGACGGAGAAAUUUUCAGAUUUAGAAGCACUGAGAGUUAUCCAACAAGAGUUGCCACUUUUUUCUCAAAGCAAACUGGAAUGUGACAAAAAUGGAUAGGAUAGGCAGUUGAUUCAUAAGAGAUUUUUACAGGCACUAAUCCAUGGGUGGCCAACCUGCAGCAUGGGUGCCACAGGUGGGGCUCAGGCAGAAAGAACCUGUUGCGCUCCAUCCUUGGAAUAACAAUGCCUGUAGGUGCAGCUUUAGCACUAAUUUUAGGCCUACACUCUGGCCUACCUCUGCGGUGCUAUGCUGCUUCCACUGCUGCAGCUCAGAGGGUUAGAGGCAAAAUUAUGGAAAGGCACAGGGGAAUAUGUACUGUAAUGUGUGCUAGAUUGGCAUGAUGUCAUUGUUUGGACUUCAUUUGUGGAACAUACUGGCAAGAAGGUUGGUUACCACUCUACUAAUUUACUCUAAUCAACCCUAAUUGAAUUUCAAACAUUCCAUGAAGUUGUUAUCCUACGAAAGGUUAUCCUGUGGUGUGCAGAAAAGCAAUUAAUACUGGUGGGACCUCAGGACACAAACCCAUACAUUGGAUUGUCGUCUUAUAGUAUGGCGUGAUAUGUACCAUUAUAGCAUAAUUCCAUGAAAUUUUGCACUGGUGUAUUUCUUUUUUCUUCCUUAGGACUAUAACAUUGUAUGUGGCCAUUGAUUUGUUCCCUGGUAUUUUUUAGAAAAUUACUGUUACAGUUUUGGGAGAUUCUGAUACUUCAUUUUUUUAAAGUAAUUUUACAGGCCAGGAUCUAAACGACCACACUACUAGUUGUGUGUAUUCAAGGAGUCUUUGUGCCUGCCGUCUCUCUGCCCCAUGGCAAACCAUUUUAUUAAGUAUCAAAAAUGCCACUGGACAUGCCAAAGCCUGUCGGCACACCAGUAGAAACUCUUUGGAUCCCAGCUGUGAGUCCCACUCUCCCUCUACUUUUUAAAAUAUUUAUUCUUAGUCGGGAGAGAUUAGCAAUGAAACAAAACACCAAAAAUAAGUAAUGAUAGUAAAGAAGUUUUUUUAGUCUAUGCUAAACAGCAGAAAGUUUGCAAGGCCGUCUUUUAUCAAAGUAGAAAUCCUAUAUAGUUUUGAUGGAAGAUACCAGCAAUACCACUAUAUUUAGCUGUUCCUCAUGCAAAGGGGAGGGGGGGGCACACUGUUUAAUAUAGUAGUCUAGGAGAUGUCUGGAUAUUUUUGCUUUGCUUUAGAAAGAGAUAACUUUUAAUUAUUCCAUGAGAAUUUACAUUUUUAUAAGGUAGCCAACAGCUUUUUGUUUGCUUCUUUGUUUCGGCAUGUUCUGAAAGGACAAGAAUAACCAGAUUAAAAAUCUCUACGUUUCCUGUCCAGAUGUACUGCAUCCUAGUUGGCUUGAACUGUUGAUCACUGGAGAAAGAGAAACUUUGUUUUGCUGUCCUCUGGAAUCACUUUAUUUAAAUAGUAGUGAUGGCAGAAGUAACCAAAGUCGUUCAGAGAAUCGUAAACUUAUAAUUUCUUUCUAAUUCCUAUUCUAUCCGAGUAAGGGAUAGUUUUAUAAUAAAUUAUUGUUAUUGGCAUAUGUCCUGAUCCAGCGGUACAUAUUUAGUCAUAUGAACAAGUGGAUCUAUGGCUUGUGACAGGAGUUUCAUUCAUCCCAAUGGAUGGAGCUGUGCAUAUACAAGGAACACAUUCAUGGCUUAGGUCCCUUUCUUAAAAUGAACUGGGAAGCUUGACCAGCAGAGGAAACCCAUGCAUGUACUUGAAGAAAUUAUUAGAUCCAGGUAGUGAGUAUCCAGUCCUGAACCAGAAAAUCCUAACUUGGAUGAUUAUUUCUCAUUAAGUAUUAUUAUCUAAACAAGAAUAAGGCUGUUUCUGCUUUGAAGAAGAAUCAACAUUUUGACUUAAUACAGCCAAACUUUUUAUUCUAAUACAGUAAAGAGGUCAGUGGAUACUAAGCUUCCUGUCUGUGGUUCCAUUGAUUUCAAUGGAAUUUGCAGAGAAAAACUUUGUUUUGUAACCACGUUUCUGGAAAGAUAGCCUUGCCUAAUAAAAUAGGACCAUGGGUUGUUUUUUUAAUUUUUCUUUGUCACCUCUGUGCCUAUCUCUUGAAAGAUUUCUGUUUCCUUCAUUUCUGUUAUGACAGCAUUGUAUUGCACUAACCAGGUUAGAGCUUCCAUUUCUUCCAUCCUUUUUUCAAGGUUCCAUGCAUGUCCAGAGUUGCAAAUGGUAUACCAGCCCUGCAGCCCCCACACUCAAAGUGCCACAUAGUCCAGUCACAUGACCAGGACUUAAGCAGUACAGUGACUUAAAUACCAGAGUUGAGAACACUCCAGCUGAUGUAGUUCGAUCAUCCCAAAAGCAGUCGUGACAUCAAGUCUCAGAGGUAUUUACAGUAGACUGUUCCCCACGAUACACUAGACUGAUUAUAAUAAAUCAAUGAUAGAUAUGCUGUAAGAAAAAGUUCCGUUAAAAACAAAAAACAGGUUAUGUGCUUCAAAGCUGUUUAAAUCUGCUGCUUCUAUCACCCAUCUUGCCUUUCUCCAGGCUAGCUGCAAUAAUUUUUUUUCUUCUGUAAUAUAUUUUGUAAACAAACAAAAAAGCUGUUAUUAAAGAGGGGUGGGAGGGAGUUUUAAAAAUAAAACAGCUGGCAUUACGAUCAAGUCCAACUAAUUUUCAUUCCCAGAAUUCCAUUCUGCCAUUUCACGACAUGCUGCUGUGACAUGAAGUAGGUGCAAAAGAACUUUUUUGUACAGAGAUAUAUUUUUUAUGAAAAAUUUGUAAAAUUAUUAAAUAUGCUGUACUUUUUGAUUAAUGUAGGUAAAUUGUUUUAAAAAUGUUUUUACAAUACAAAAGGAAAAAAAAUCCUGUACUUUCCCCCCCAAUACUGUAAAAUGCACCAUCUUUAGCUGAAUUUUCAGUUCUGAACCUAUUACACAUGUAUUAAUAUUAAAGUGGCCUGUUUAAAAUAUACAGUAAUUUUUUGGCAAAAUUAUAAAAGAUUGUAAUAUAGCCUGUGCAAUGCCACCUAUCUUGAAAGCAAAAUCAAAUUCUAAUUAAAUAUUUAAUUUUAGAUU